AUGGGCAAACUGGCUUUCCCUCUCGAUGCAGAGCUCACCGGUCCGGACCGUGUAGUCUUGAAUAUUCUAAAAAAAGAAUACGAGCUACAUCAAAAUACAUCUACCGACUCAACGACAGAUUCAGCGGAGGACUCGGACGAUUCAGGCGUCAAACACUCCAAAUUCGUGACACCAUCACCAGAAGGCAUGUUGUGCUCCUUCUACCUUAGUCUCAAUCUCCAAGAUCAGGAGCAGCAAGCCAUUGCUUACCUCAAGAAGCUUAACGAUCCAAAAUCUGAUCGCUUUGAGACGAGUGUGUUCAGCUCUGUGGAUGAGCCUGAUAUCAAGAACCCCAUUCUUCGCCAAUGGAUCAUCAACCCUUACAUCUGCUGGGCUAAGAGCGUGGUCCGAGUCGAGACAGAUGUUAUCAUGAUAACACAUCUACUGCUCUACUUCUGCACCAGCAUCCCAUCAGCCACGUACCUGUACAUCAACUUCCAUUGGUGGCACGCUGUACUACACUGCGUCAUGCAGGGAUAUUACAUGGGCGCGUACACUCUGUUAAAGCACCAGCACAUCCAUAUGCGUGGUGUACUUAACAAGAGGUACGACCUCUUCGACCGACUGUUCCCAUACAUUCUUGAUCCUAUGAUGGGACAUACGUGGAACUCUUACUACUACCACCACGUCAAGCACCACCACGUUGAAGGCAAUGGCCCCAACGAUCUUUCAUCCACCAUCCGAUAUCAGAGGGAUAGUGUUUGGGACUUCCUGCAAUAUGUUGGUCGCUUCUACUUCCUGAUCUGGAUCGAGCUGCCAAUGUACUUUCUGCGCACGCGCAAACCCAAUCUUGCGCUUCAAGCUGGCGCUUGCGAGGUCGGCAACUAUGUCUUUUUGUACAUGAUGUACAACUAUGUAAAUGCUCUGGCGACGACCUUUGUAUUCCUGAUCCCUCUCGCUUUCAUGCGCUUGGCACUGAUGACUGGCAACUGGGGUCAACAUGCCUUCGUUGACGAAGUCGAGCCUGAUUCAGACUUCAGGUCAAGCAUUACUCUCAUCGACGUACCUAGCAACCGAUACUGUUACAACGAUGGGUAUCAUACGUCCCAUCACCUUAACCCACUUCGUCAUUGGCGCGAACACCCCGUCGCAUUCCUUUCACAGAAGAAGCAGUAUUCCGACGAGCAGGCAAUUGUGUUCUACAACAUUGAUUACUUCUUCCUAACGGUCAAUUUACUAAGGAAGAAUUAUGAGCACAUUGCGAACUGUCUGGUACCGAUGGGCGAUCAGAUGAAGCUCACGCUCGAUGAGAAGGUCGAGAUGUUGAAGCGCAAGACAAGAAAGUUCACCGAACAGGAAAUUGCCGAGAAAUGGGGCAAGCAGUACGCGAAACUGAAGUAAACGAUAGAUAUGAAGCAAAGUGUAGAGGCCUACGCAAAUUCAUUUUCAAGUGUUG
Messenger RNA from Pyrenophora tritici-repentis Pt-1C-BFP, 1435 nucleotides. Its product is annotated as DesA, Fatty acid desaturase. Gene Ontology annotation, biological process: lipid metabolic process. The record is from RefSeq and is a predicted model, not a curated record. NCBI's taxonomy places the organism in Eukaryota, Fungi, Ascomycota, Dothideomycetes, Pleosporales, Pleosporaceae.